Messenger RNA from Punica granatum (pomegranate), 1243 nucleotides. Lineage: Eukaryota; Viridiplantae; Streptophyta; Magnoliopsida; Myrtales; Lythraceae. The record is from RefSeq and is a predicted model, not a curated record.
UAUCUCCUGAGACCUCAGCCACUCUAAAACCCUCUCUCUCUCUCUCUCUCUCUCUCUCAUGGCGUCCGCAACAGCUCCAGUCUUCAAGCCCUUAUCGAUAAGAGGCUCAGGUCUCCAUUCUCUUCCUCAGCUCGAAAUUCUUUACUCGCAUCUCUCCAUCCCGCAGAAGCCCAUCAAGCUCCGUCAUUUCUGCUCCCACUCCGUUCAUGUCCUCCACCCUCUGAAGAAGAAGACCCGCCAUUCCUCUCUGGUUGCAUUUGUCGCCGACGCCUCGGACUGGGCGCCGCAGGAAGGUGACAGCACGACCACCACGACCUUGGAGCAGGAGGAACAGGAAGGCGAGCAGCAAUGGGGAGCUCAAGAAGCCGAGGCCCGGGUAUCGGACUGGGAAGGAGAAGGAGAUGGCGGCGUCGAAGGCGGCGUUUUUGAAUCCGAGGAAGAGCCUCCCGUUGCCGAGCCCCCGGAAGAGGCGAAGCUUUUUGUCGGGAACUUGUCUUAUGAUGUCGAUAGCGAGAAGCUGGCUAUGCUCUUUGAGCAGGCUGGUGUUGUCGAAAUUGCUGAGGUGAUUUACAAUAGGGACACUGAUCAGAGUCGCGGGUUUGGAUUCGUGACAAUGAGCACCGUGGAGGAGGCGGAGAAGGCUGUUGAGAAGUUCCACCAAUACGAUUUGGAUGGAAGGCUUCUGACUGUCAACAAGGCCGCCCCUAGGGGAGCUCGUCCUGAACGGACCCCCCGAGCAUUUGAGCCUUCUUUCAGAAUUUACGUUGGGAACCUCCCAUGGGAUGUGGACAAUGCUCGGUUGGAACAGGUCUUCAGUGAGCAUGGGAAAGUGGUCAAUGCCCGGGUAGUCUUCGAUAGAGAGACGGGCCGCUCACGUGGUUUCGGCUUCGUAACAAUGGCAUCUGAAACUGAGAUGAAUGAUGCCAUUGCUGCCCUUGAUGGACAGAGUUUGGAUGGAAGAGCAAUCAGGGUGAAUGCUGCGGAGGAAAGACCGAGGCGCAGCUUUUGAAUCAAAUGGUUCUGAAUCUUAGAAUGGCAAUGGCAAGCUUCUAUUGGCACUUUGUGAAAUUUUUCUCUUGUUCUCUUUUAAUUUGAGUCAAAUCUAAAGCUAAUUUCAUUAGCAUCACAUAUCGCAUAGAGCAUUUUUGCCUAUUGAAUACUCUCGUCAAGAUAUUGUCACCUACUGCAAUGGUAACAUUUGUAAACCAUGCUUUGAGAGCUCAAAGGUCGUGAAUGUUCUUAA